GAGGAUGCGACUGUGUAUCUCUACACUCAUCCCGCAAGUCGAAAUCGCAACACGACCAUUUCCGUGAUCAAACAAGGUUUGGAGCCAGCUACAUUUAUCGGACUGUUUGACAAUUGGAAUCAUAAUCUGCUAAGGGAUUACAAACCGUUCGAAAUCUUCUGUACUCUGCUGGAGGAUACAGAUCAAUCGGCAAGGAUGCAGAUGACCUCGAAGGUCACCACAGACUUCGACAAUUACAUCAAGUACUCGCCCACAAUGCUGAAAAGCGAACCGGAUAAUUUGCCGGCCAGUGUGGACGUUAGACGCAAAGAAAUGCACCUGACUUAUGACAAUUUCAUUGCAAUCUUCAAAAUGGAACCCGCGGAAUUCGAAAAACUACCGACAUGGAAGAGACAACGUCUCAAACAAACUGCUGGACUCUUCUAAUGAUG
Acromyrmex echinatior (Panamanian leafcutter ant) is the source of this 431-nucleotide messenger RNA. It is a transcript of the gene qua, whose product is annotated as villin like protein quail. Gene Ontology annotation, biological process: actin polymerization or depolymerization; barbed-end actin filament capping; actin filament severing. Gene Ontology annotation, molecular function: phosphatidylinositol-4,5-bisphosphate binding; actin filament binding. The record is from RefSeq and is a predicted model, not a curated record. NCBI's taxonomy places the organism in Eukaryota, Metazoa, Arthropoda, Insecta, Hymenoptera, Formicidae. Gene Ontology annotation, cellular component: actin cytoskeleton; cytoplasm.